Hydatigera taeniaeformis is the source of this 339-nucleotide messenger RNA. Lineage: Eukaryota; Metazoa; Platyhelminthes; Cestoda; Cyclophyllidea; Taeniidae. The record is from the annotation of a GenBank genome assembly.
AUGCCCUACCAAUGUGAGGUUCUCACCAACUGCUUGGAAACUGUGCAGAUUUACCUUCACGCAGGUGGUCGUGGCCUCAAACGAUCUUUCUUUCAACGGUCUCCCGAACUUUAUAAUCUUCAACAAGCAUUGGCUCUUUAUUCACAAACCACAGACGCUCUUCUGAAGGACUACGUCACCACCGAGGUCUUCAUAAUGGCUGUUGUUCUUUUUCUUCUUCUUCUUGAUGUUUUCCCAGUAGUGGCGAUAUUUCGAAAUAGGAAAAAUCAGAAUUUGUUGACAGUCUACUUGUCCAAUGUUGUAUUCCGAGCAUUUCCUGUCUCCAUUCUGCUGCUCUAA